GGAGGAGUGACUUGCCGCAGGAAAAGAUAAAGACAUCUAACAUAAUACAAGUAAAUACUUCUCUGUUGGAUAAUCCUGAUUGGCAGGAAGACUUGUUCAUGUUCUUGAUCGACAGACCAGAUCUCAAUCAUACAUCAUAGAGAACUCGAGAUCAAGCUCUCGCAUCCAGAAAAUACACGAUCACAAACACCAACGCAUUCCAGCUUCACCGAUUUACCAACUCGAUAUGGCCAAUAUCAAAGUGGGUGUGGCCGUUACGUCAUGAACGUGCCCCGCCACGGCUCGUCCUUUUAACGUCGUCAAUCCGGAUCGAACGUCUGUCCAUCACAAAGUACCUUGCUGAAUUAUCUUCAAAAAAUGUCAUCCUACGUCCUUGUUACUGGGGCCACUGGUCUUCUUGGCCGGCAGGUCUUUAACACCUUCAAGCACUCUGGCUGCCUUGUGGUCGGCCAGGGCUUUUCGAGAGCUACCCCGCCUACGAUUCUCAAGGCGGACUUGGAGAACCCCGAGGAUGUCAAGCGGAUUAUGUUCGAGGUGAAGCCUCAGAUUGUUAUCCACUGUGCCGCGAACCGUUCGCCGGAUCUCUGCGACAAAGACCCCGAAGCAGCUCGACGAGUGAACGUGGACGCCACCCGGGCCCUUGCGGAAGAAACCAACGCUACCGGCGCACUCCUCAUCUACAUCUCUACAGACUACGUCUUCCCGGGUACAGAGGGGGAUGCACCUUACCAAGUGGAUGCGGAGACGAGGCCCCCCAACCUGUAUGGCCAGUUGAAGCGCGAUGGUGAGUUGGCGGUUCUAGAAGCUACCCGGGAUACUGGGUUGGGCGUUGUUCUGCGUGUCCCCGUGUUGUACGGCUCCGCGAAGAGCAACUCAGAGAGUGCGGUGAAUACCUUGGUCGAUGCAGUGUGGAAGGCACAGGAUGAGAAUGCAGGCGUCAAGAUGGACGAUUGGUCCCUGCGGUACCCGACCAACACUGAGGAUGUGGCACGGGUCUGCCGGGACAUUGUGAUCAAGUACGUCAAGGAGAAGCGACGAAUCAAAGAACUGCCCAAGAUUCUCCAGUUCUCCUCAGAGGAUCGGAUGACAAAGUACGAGAUGUCUGAGAAACUGGCGGAGGUGCUUGGACUGUCGCUGGCAGGGAUGGAGAGGAACAAGCAAGGAAACGACCCGAAUGCGUCUGUUCAGCGACCAUACGAUACACACCUGUCCACCGAGGCGUUGAAGGAGCUUGGGAUUGACGUUAGCACCCAGGACUUUGUUGCAUGGUGGCGAAAGAACCUGGGCGCGUACAAAAAAUAAGCAGGGUCUUGAGACGGUCAUACGAUGGAACAUUUGAGACUGGACUUGGACUUGCAGGGGCUGUAUAUUUUUUAUUUUAUUUUUUUCUCCAUGGAAUCCAACGAUGCAUGGUGUGAUAAUAGAAAAAAUGUAUUGCAUAAUAUAGCAUACAGGCUACUUCAAAAAGACAGGUCAAAUCAAAUACUGAGAGUGCAAAGAGUUAUUUAAUGAAUUAAAUGAGCUAAACAAGAGCUUUGUGCAGCACAAUAAUUGAAGCGAUAGACUGUCAAU
Messenger RNA from Aspergillus wentii DTO 134E9, 1572 nucleotides. RefSeq names its product dTDP-4-dehydrorhamnose reductase family protein. Bases 358 to 1302 code for a protein of 314 amino acids. Gene Ontology annotation, molecular function: methionine adenosyltransferase regulator activity. The record is from RefSeq and is a predicted model, not a curated record. Lineage: Eukaryota; Fungi; Ascomycota; Eurotiomycetes; Eurotiales; Aspergillaceae. Gene Ontology annotation, biological process: S-adenosylmethionine biosynthetic process. Gene Ontology annotation, cellular component: methionine adenosyltransferase complex. The transcript has 4 exons.